This is a messenger RNA of Rosa rugosa (rugosa rose), 1056 nucleotides long. RefSeq lists its product as uncharacterized. The record is from RefSeq and is a predicted model, not a curated record. NCBI's taxonomy places the organism in Eukaryota, Viridiplantae, Streptophyta, Magnoliopsida, Rosales, Rosaceae. The coding region runs from base 1 to 1056 and encodes 351 amino acids. Gene Ontology annotation, molecular function: nucleic acid binding; RNA-DNA hybrid ribonuclease activity. The transcript has a single exon.
AUGAGUGGGUUUCUAAGGUAUGGCAUUCUUUCAUUCCGCCACGGUUAUCUUUACUGGCACGGCGCCUUUCCUAUGAUAAACUACGUACCUACUGAUGUGCAACUUCAAAAACGGGGUAUCCCAACAGUGUCUGUUUUCCAGCUUUGUACCUUUGGCUAUGUCGAGGAUUCUACUCACUUAUUUGUCACUUGCUCGUUUGCGCAACAUGUUUGGAAAUGGCUAGCAUGUUGUUUUGGGACUAUCUUACCAACUAGUGGCACUAUUGGUGGGUUAUUUACCUCCAUUAUUGGCAAGUCCUUCUCUCCCCAACUAAAAAAUAUUUGGCUUGCUAGUUGUCUCUACACUCUUAUGGCUAUAUGGAAAGCUCGCAAUAAGCUUAAAUUUGAGGACCAGUGCCCUUCCCUCAUGCGAAUUUUCAGCUCACUAAAGGCUUGGCUUCUCUUUUCUGCUCCUUACAUGCCAGGUUAUUCGAAUGGUUUGGUUGACACUCAGUUGUUGGUUGGGUUGGGUAUUCAGCCUAUUCCUAAAAACCGAGUAGCGCCUCGGUUAGUUCUCUGCCACCCUCCAAUUUUUCCUUGGAUUAAGUUGAAUACUGAUGGUCUUGCAAAGGGUAAUCCAGGACCUGCAGCUUGUGGUAGUGUGUUUCGUGACACCCAUGAUCAUUACCUUGGCGGUUACUGUCAAGGUUUGGGACACAAAUCUGCCUUCUACUUAGAGCUUAUGGGUGUGAUCAUUGGGAUUGAAUAUGUCUUCCAGUAUGGUUGGCGAUGCCUCUGGCUUGAAUGUGAUUCGACUAGUGUAAUUGCAUGCAUCAAAUCCUCAUCUUUUGUUCCACCUUGGCUGCUUCGAAUUGCAUGGCUUACUUGCUUAGCAUGUAUUAGAGCAAUGACCUUUCAUUGUUCCCAUAUUCUUCGGGAAGGUAAUACGGUGGCUGAUAGAAUGGCAAACAUGGGCUUACUUUCUCCAUCCCUGGUAUGGCAUGCUUCUCCUCCGCCUAAUAUAUCUCUUUAUCUUUGUAUGGAUGAUCUGGGAUUCCCUUACAUUCGUCAUGUUUAA